AUGUAUGCAACCAGAAACCAGAGCUCCGAGACCCCUCCAAAAUGUAGCCGACCAGAAACCAGAGCCCCAAGACCCACCGCCACAUACAUCGCACUACCCAAACACAGCUCUAACAAAAAAUUUACUAUGAACACCAAAAAUCACCAACAUAACAUGAACCCUCAAACACCAACUAACACCUACCACACAGAGCUCUCAUUACACUGGUCACAAAGUGUUCCCGAACCGGCGUAUAUAUGCUACUACAGUGUUCUGGAACAUGUAGACUUCUACUACCUCUCUCCCCUUAUUUACAUCCCGGGCAUCACAGCCCAAACACCAACUGUGGUUUCCACGUCAUCCUCCUAUCGACUGACCAGUUUCCUUUAUUUUCCCAUCUCGUAG
Molecule: messenger RNA, 384 nt
Organism: Pieris macdunnoughi
Lineage: Eukaryota; Metazoa; Arthropoda; Insecta; Lepidoptera; Pieridae
Source: the annotation of a GenBank genome assembly